Messenger RNA from Pogonomyrmex barbatus (red harvester ant), 2108 nucleotides. Its product is annotated as Alkaline phosphatase 12. The record is from RefSeq and is a predicted model, not a curated record. Gene Ontology annotation, biological process: dephosphorylation. Gene Ontology annotation, molecular function: alkaline phosphatase activity. NCBI's taxonomy places the organism in Eukaryota, Metazoa, Arthropoda, Insecta, Hymenoptera, Formicidae.
GAGAGAGACUUGAGCGGUUGAUUUUAUCGAGUCUAUUUUUAGUAGUUUUGUUCACUAAAGACUUAAACGGAGACGAAGAGAGAAGAAAAAAAAAACGAAAACUCAUCAAAAAAAAUUAUAUUACGCGAUGUGUUGCGACCUGUAAGAAUACCGAUAAUGGAUAUAAACAACAACAAAUCAAAUAAAACGUUACGAUGAAUGUUAGCUCAACUAGAAUUAUUUAUUUUUUUUUUUAUUUUCAUCCCCCUCUUCCAGAACGACGCAAGGUAGUGUGUGCGUUUCGUCUUACGUGAAUUGUCGUUGUAUGAAGCCGCCUGAGAGUUGUUGAGAGAAGACGAUAUCUGCCGUUACCAUUCGAGACUCACUUUCCGUGAGCGCAAUUUCUACUGCACUUCAGCAGAGGACGUGACUACGAACGCGACGUUCCAAAGUGCGGUAUCCUCAUUAGUUUCAACGUACCUCUAGAGUUUUCAGCAAGCAAAUAAAAUUCGAGCAGUAGAAAAAAAAAUGAAAUAUUUCAUUGUCCACUUUGCUGCGUGUCUCUUCAAGAUUUCAAAUGUGGCCGCGUUCGAAGACAGUCGUUACUGGCAUCGGUUGGCGAACAAAGAACUGGAAGAAUCUCUUUCUUAUCACUGGAACUUAAAAAAGGCGAAAAAUGUGAUUCUCUUUGUGGGGGAUGGAAUGAGCCCGGAUACCAUAACGGCUAGCAGAAUUUAUCAUGGUGGUGAGGCCAGUCGACUCGCCUGGGAACAUUUUCCCCAUAUCGGGAUAUUGAAGACGUAUAAUACGAACAAACAAGUCCCUGACUCGGCUUCCACCGCCACCGCUCUUUUCGGAGGAGUUAAAACAAAUUACGAAGUUGUAGGCCUGGACGUGAACGUGCAAUUGGGGGAUUGCAAGGCAAGCCUAAAUAUGAGUUAUCACGUGGACUCAUUCGUAGCAUGGGCUCAAGCGGCCGGUAAAGCUACAGGCUUCGUGACAACUAGCAGAGUUACUCAUGCGACUCCGGCGCCGCUUUACGCACACUGCGCGAAUCGCAGGUGGGAAUGCGAAUUCAAAAUGCCUAAAAACGCUUCUGCUUGCAAAGAUAUCGCAAGACAGUUAGUAGAAAAUGAGCCUGGGAGAAAUAUUCGAGUAAUUAUGGGUGGUGGCAGGCAGGUGAUGAAAUCCAAUGUGAGCGCGAGCGAAUUUGAUCCGAUUGAUAAUUGGGCCUGUUAUAGACAGGACGGUCGCGAUCUCAUUAACGACUGGACAAAGGACAAAGCCAAAAGGAAGUUAGCUUAUAAAGUGGUGCAAAACAAUGAAGAAUUGUCUAAGGUCGAUGUCAAAAAUGUAGAUUAUCUGCUGGGUAUUUUUGCCAAUGGUCACCUCGAAAUGGACUGGAAACGACAGCGAGGUCCAAAAGGACAACCGAGCCUGGAAGAAAUGACUGUUACAGCUUUACGGAUAUUGCAAAAGUCCAAGCAGGGAUAUUUCCUAAUGGUUGAAGGAGGCAUGAUCGACUUUGCUCAUCAUCGCGGUCACGCGGCUCAAGCGCUGUUGGAAACCGUCCGAUUUUCGGAUGCAGUUAAUGCCACCCUUAGAAUGAUCAACACGGACGACACUCUCGUCGUAGUCACCAGCGAUCACACGCACUCAAUGAGUUUCAACGGAUACAACGCUCGAGGUUCAUCCAUCUUGGGAAUUGCUCAGAAAUCUAAAUACGACGGUACACCCUACACGACGUUAUCCUACAGCACGGGCGGCCCGAACAACAUGGCCUACACCGUGAACGACAACGGUCAAACUGUGAGAAUCGAUCCCUCCAAAUUAAAUACCAGCGAUUUCACUUACAGCCAGCAGGCUACUAUCAUAUCGGAUGAGGCUACUCACGGUGGCGGAGACGUAGCUGUGUACGCUAUAGGACCGUACGCGCAUCUCUUUCACAGCGUGCACGAGCAGAACUACGUGGCCCACGUCGUCGCAUAUGCCGCGAAAAUCGGCGAGUAUUCCAACGGCGUGGGAAUAUUGUCCCCUUGGAACGCGAUUGUUGUUUUAUAUAGUAAUCUAAUCUUGUUGGCUCUAAUUUCAUAAAUAAUCUCAUAAAUAAAUCUGCAAGAUCAGUAAAC